AUGUCGGAACGUAAGGUGCUCAACAAGGUAAGCGCCCCGUUCUCUCUGCUGGACCCCACCCCACCCCGACCCCGACCCCGACCCCGACCCCCAGAAGCACCGGCUGACUCGACCACAUUGUCCUCCCACCCACAGUACUUUCCCGCGGACUUUGAUCCUUCAAAGGUAGGCGAUCGACCCUAGGCUCGGCUCUCCCCUCUUGUCGGGACCUUUCCACUGAGCUCCCACGCCCUCUGGACGCUCUCUCCAGAUCCCUCGGCGAAAGAUGCCCAAGGACAAGCAACAGGUCGUCCGUCUGAUGGCCCCCUUUUCGAUGCGCUGCACGACCUGUGGCGAGUACAUCUACAAGGGCAAGAAAUUCAACGCGCGCAAGGAGACCGUCUUGGGCGAGGAAUACUAUGGGAUCAAGGUGAGCUGACGCGUUGCCCCGUCCGUCCAAAGGCGAUUGCUGAUGCGUGUGAAGCUACUUGCGUAGAUCUUUCGGUUCUACAUCAAGUGCACGCAGUGCUCGGCCGAGAUCACGUUCAAGACCGAUCCAAAGUAAGCUGGUCGGGUGAGAGCGGCACUGGACAUCGACCAAUCUUCUUUCUCGGAGCCAACCUAGAAUCUUUCCCUCCUUCAGAAACUCCGAUUACCAAGCCGAACACGGUGCCCAACGCAACUUUGAACCCUGGCGAGCCGAACCACUCAAUACCGAUCCCAACGUCGACCGUUUGACCGAACUCGAGGAAGAGGAAUCCAACGCGAUGGCCGAGCUGGAAUCGAAAGCGAUCGACUCGAAGCGCGAGAUGGACAUCCUCGACGCGUUGCAGGAACUGAAAGCCAAGAAUGCGAGGAUCGAACGAGCGGGAAGGAAGGACGGCAUUGCGGACAAGGCGUUGGAUCGGGUCACGACCAUGGUCGAGGUCGGGGAUCGGGACGUGAGACGCAAGUUGACAGAGUACGAGCAGGGCUUGAAGAGGCAGGAAGAGGAGGACGAACAGGAGAUUAGAAAGGUAUUUGGGAGGACCCAUGUGGGCGGAGUACCGGAUAUCGAGCUGGAGGAAGCGGCGGCGUUGUCAUCUUCUGGUUCGGAAGCCGGGGAUAGUCCACAAACACCGAGGGAUGGACAAGAUGUUGGUUCUGGGUUCGCUGUGUCAAGUCCUUCCACCACACCAGCAUCUACAACAACUUCGAUCAAGCGUAAAUUGGACCAAGUCGAACCGACGCCUGCAUCCUUGCUAUCGGCCGAACAUCGGGAUUUCGUCUCCAAGGCGGGCACGAUGAAGCCACCUCCGAUGAAGAAGAAGGGCAAGAGCAGCGAUCGGAUGGCGGCGAUGUUGGGCAUCAGGGUCAAGAAGUAG
This is a messenger RNA of Microbotryum saponariae, 1343 nucleotides long. NCBI's taxonomy places the organism in Eukaryota, Fungi, Basidiomycota, Microbotryomycetes, Microbotryales, Microbotryaceae. The record is from the annotation of a GenBank genome assembly.